ACUGUCCCCCUCCCAUCCUCUUGCCUGUGUUUCUUCUCGGAGCCGACCUCUACUGUAACAACCCCUGGCAUCACUGCAGAGCACUGAGGAGAGCAAUAAAACUGCAUCAGACAAGGGAAGUUGCGAGAAUGUUCCUCCUUACCGCGAUUAUUUUGUUCGGCUUUGCGUCAGCUCAGAAGGUGAUUCAAUUAUCCUACUGCUCGAUAGACGAGGACCACGUGAGGCUCGAUUGCAAAUAUUCGCUUCCCGCUGAGUCACCCGAAGUACUUUGCAAGUACACUCAAGGGGAAAGACUCCUGGACACCACCAACCCGGACGAGAAGCAGCAUGCCUCCUACAAGAAGAGAGCCAAAGCUCGCAUCUUCCCGGGCAACGUCUGCCGGCUGCUGUUUAAAAACCUGCCAAACGGCAAGUCGAACUUCACCUGCAACAUCAAAUUUGCCAACUCAUCUAGUACAUCUAAAACAUCGGUGGUGGAAAAAAAGCUCCUCCUCCCUUGUUCUGCCUUGAGUGUCCUGUUACAAAGCUGCAAUGGCCUGCUGUUGACCUUGAUGACAUUUCCUAUGCUGCUCGCACUUGACUGGCUCUGAAAACGGGACCCAAGAUGCUGCAGCCGAUUAUCUGGUGGCUGCCGGUGGACUCUAAAAGCUGUUGAGUUGAAUGCGCAUACAAUAUACAGUGUAUCUAGGCUAAGUGUGCAAAUGUACAACAGUAUUUAUUCUAUCUUCAGCUGAGUUCAACCACGAUCUCAGAAAUAGAGACGUGAAAUGUGACAUCGGCUUUAGUAUCGCCAUUUGAAUGGAUCCUUAUGGUGACUCUGUUCCAUCCAACGAGUGAUUCCUAUAGCUCAAGAGUGAUCAAAUCUGAGUGAUGGAAGACAUCUGCUCAAAUCUGCCCCAAAAAUAUUCCAGUGGUACCUCUACUUAUGAAAUGAAUCCGUUCUGGAAGGCGUCUCGUGAUGUGAAUUUUUCGUAAGUAAAUGUGCUUUUCACAUGUAAAUAGCCUAAUCCGUUCCAAGCCCUCCACCAAAAAUAAACAUUCAAAGUACUUAAUGUAAAGAAUAAUAAAAAAUAUGUUCAUUUACCUUUGGCGAUGGGUGACUAUGUGAACAGAAGGGUGAGUGACAAGCAAAAGGGAUCGUGGGGGACGGGGGAGGAGGCAACCAUUUGACAGCUGAGAGGAAACGUGUACAAAUGGAUGCACAAAGAAUGUUUAAUUCCGCUAAAGUUUCUUGGGGCCCAUGGUGAAUAUAGAUUAACAAAAUUGACAAAAAACACACACACAAAAAAAUGUUAUACUUUUCCAAUGUGCGCUAGCACGUGACAGCAUUUGGAAGCGCUAGCAUGAUUCGGUGACAGUUGACUGUCCAAGGGAAACAAAACGCAUCAUGGGUAAAGAUUGAUGUCCCUCCAAGCCAAUGGGAUGCCAGGAAGAUGCCAUGGGGAUACCCAGUGGGAAAGCGGUUCUACUGCGCCACACUAAACCAAGAUACAGGAUGUUUAUGUUCAGUGGAAUUUGAGGGCUGCGAAUACAGCGCCUAUUUUUUCCUUUCAUAUCCUGAAUUUUCUUUCGUAGCUGGAGACAAUAUUUUUCCUAGGAGGCGUUUUGUAACCUGAAUUUUUCGUGACGAGAGACGUUCCUAAGUAGAGGUACCACUGUAUGUCAAUAAUACAGAGAAAUACAUGCAUGCAUGAGCUAUGUAGAUCAAUCAAUAUAUACAGGACUCCAUUUAUAAGACUGACUGUCAUGUGUGGUAUUGCAAAGGAUGUUGUUGCUUCUGGCUGCUGUGAUGUGAAUAAGGACAACAGCCUUCAAGUGUUAUUGCAUGAAAACGGCCCCGUUUGAAUUUACUGUUCUGAAGAUUAAAAGAAUAGAAGAAGACAAUUACAGAUGGGAUAACAGACAAAAGCAAUGUUUAAUCCAUGAUGCAAAGGACAGAUGGUUGGCUGAGAGUUAGUUGUCUGUAUGGGAUGUUUAAAGAUGUAUCAGCUGUAUCGUGUUUAUGGACUUUUCUUAUAUUUUAGCCUCAUCUAAAGCAUAUUACGAUGGUUAUUUUUUGUGUAUUUGUCUCCCAUAGGAAAAAGGAUAUACUGUACACCCUUUAUUUCCCCCAGUACUCAAUACUCUCACUAUCAUCCUGUUUUCCAGUUUAAUAGUGUUACUGUAACCUAAAAUAUGAGUAAGCAUCUUUGUAUACACCACAUGACAAUUAGUGACAUUCUCUGGGUGAUAUUGUUAAAAGACAAGGAUGAAAUUGAAGUAUUCUUUGCAGCAACCCUGAUGAUCAGUGCCUGGUAAUCACAGAGUGGUGAGCGAGCACUAAAACAAAAACACUAUUGAAAAAAAAAAGCAUGACCAACCUAUGUCUAAAUUCUAAUAGUUGUUUGAUAAG
This is a messenger RNA of Syngnathoides biaculeatus (alligator pipefish), 2392 nucleotides long. It is a transcript of the gene thy1, whose product is annotated as Thy-1 cell surface antigen. The record is from RefSeq and is a predicted model, not a curated record. Bases 129 to 590 code for a protein of 153 amino acids. The transcript has 4 exons. NCBI's taxonomy places the organism in Eukaryota, Metazoa, Chordata, Actinopteri, Syngnathiformes, Syngnathidae.